Molecule: messenger RNA, 1930 nt
Organism: Perognathus longimembris pacificus (Pacific pocket mouse)
Lineage: Eukaryota; Metazoa; Chordata; Mammalia; Rodentia; Heteromyidae
Gene: Snx10
Product: sorting nexin 10
Exons: 7
Coding region: 115-720 (201 amino acids)
Biological process (GO): intracellular protein transport
Molecular function (GO): phosphatidylinositol binding
Source: RefSeq, a predicted model, not a curated record
UGCGCUCGCUCGUGUGCGCUCGCCACCGCCGCGCCGCGCCUUUGAGUCAGCAAAGUCCACAGCCUGUCCUGCUCCGGCCGGCCCGAGGCGCCUCCUAUCUAUCCUCUGCUGAAGAUGUUUCCAGAACAACAGAAAGAGGAGUUCGUAAGUGUCUGGGUCCGAGAUCCUAGGAUUCAGAAGGAGGACUUUUGGCAUUCUUAUAUUGACUAUGAGAUAUGUAUUCACACGAAUAGUAUGUGUUUUACAAUGAAAACUUCCUGUGUACGAAGAAGAUACAGAGAAUUUGUGUGGCUGAGGCAAAGACUCCAAAGUAAUGCAUUGCUGGUGCAAGUGCCGGAAUUGCCAUCGAAAAACCUGUUUUUCAAUAUGAACAAUCGCCAGCACGUUGAUCAGCGUCGUCAGGGUUUGGAAGAUUUCCUCAGAAAAGUCCUGCAGAAUGCACUCCUGCUCUCAGACAGCAGCCUGCACCUCUUCCUGCAGAGUCACCUGAACUCCGAGGACAUCGAGGCAUGUGUCUCGGGGCAGACCAAGUACUCAGUAGAAGAAGCAAUUCACAAGUUUGCCUUGAUGAAUAGACGCUUCCCAGAAGAAGACGAAGAAGGGAAAAAAGAAAAUGAUAUAGAUUAUGAUUCAGAAAGUUCAUCCUCUGGGCUUGGACACAGCAGUGAUGACAGCAGUUCACAAGGAUGUAAAAUAAGUACAGCGCCACAGGAAUCCUGAAAAAGCAUUCGAAUGGCACUUCCUUAGGAAUAGCAAAUUGUGUCCGGUCCAUAGAGAAGAGAGCUUGCUAGUAAUAAAUCCUUACCUAAAGCUCACUGUUACCAUACUAGGUAUUUAAAUUCUUAAAGAUAGUGAGUGGGUCGUUUAGUAGUGGUAUGUAUUUUUAUGUUGUCUAAUUUUAGCCAAGCUUCUGUAUAAAGCAAAUGAAAAAAAAAAUCUGUGAAUGCCAUACUGUCCUUUAUGUCCAAUGUUACUGGUAAACAAGAUUUUGCCCUCCAGGGAACUGAUUUGUAUGAUGUUGAAGAAAAAAAACUUAGUUGAUUUUAUUGAACCUUAAAAGAGAUGUAAGAUAGCAUUUAAAACCCAGAUAGAGCCAGGGGCAAUUCUUGUGAAUGCAGCAGCGUAUGUGACAUUGGCCACAGUCUAGAGCAACCUGCCCCUCAGACACGUGGCUUUUCCUCUGUAGCUACCUCCCCUGCACUGGCAAAAACAUUUUGCUUUUUUGUUUCACUGAACUAUUUAACAGUACUCAAUAACCUUUCCAGUAUUCUAUUUCACACUUAGAUGGAAAUGUGUCUUAUGAUUAGAGAAAUAUUAAAAUAAUGUUUACAUCUUAGGAAAAAAGGCAGAAAUAGUGCUAGUAAUUUCAUUUAGUCUUGCAAUAUGUAGGCUCAGAAGUAGAUUUUCAUUGUCUAAAAUCAACUUGCUAUGGUUUCUGACAACAAAUCAUGUGUUUGCAUUAUCAUUGGGUAAUUAGAAUUAUAAUAAUGACUUAUUUUCUGACCAAAUGUGUAUAAUUUUUUUUAAAUCACUCAACACCUUUUAUCAACACUGGUGGCUAUUUCUGUUUGUGUUUUUAAAUCAUAAGGACCUUAAAAAUUAACAUGUUUAAUGUUACCAAUAAGUAUUCCCCAAAUUUUGGAAAGGAUGUCAACUUGCUACUUUCAGAAUUAAUGCUGCACUUUUUGGAGCCCCUUAAUUGUAGGUGUCUACCUGGAGAUGGUUAUAAUUUCAACAAAAUGCCUUUUUUUAGUGGUCCAAGUAUAAGAUGUUUUAGAUAAACAACUUUGAACUAAAUUGCAGAAGUUUUGUUUGAAUGGUACAGAAGAAUACUCUGUGAAAAGAACAGGAAGAUACUUCCAUAUAACUUGGCUAACUUGUUGCUUUGGUUAAAUGUUUCCCCGUCUCACUAGAGUAUAGCAAAGGCUGC